AAGAUAACUAGUGAUUAGCGGGAUACGACGCUGGUACACGGAGGAAGACGAGGAACACACUCUGCUAUGAGAAGUUCAUGGAGCCGGCUCAAAUUUGGGUAUAAAAAGCUUCACUCCUGACAGGAUGGGUGAGCAAAAGAUCUUUGUGAAGCUCAGUGACGAGAAACAUAUUCCAAAGGCUGACAUUUUGUCUCUACUGAGGACCUACAACUGCUACCACGAAGGGAAAAACUUCCAGCUGCGGAUGCGUGAGGAUAAUGGAGGGCUUGUCCUCGAGGGGCUGCUGAACAUCCAUUGGGGUCUACGUCGACCAAUCAGACUUCAGAUGUACGACGGCAAUGAAAGACUCCGUUUCAACCGAAAUGAUACUGUGGCAUCUGCAGAGUGGAACAAUAAUUCACUGGGCAGAGAAAGUGGACCAGGAAGUGGUGACAUGGGUUGUCAGGAGGAGGAGGAGGAAGAGGAGGAUUCUCCUCAGCUGCUAAGGACCAGGAGUGAUGCGUCUUUCAUGCGAGUUCAGAGGAGGUCAAAGACACACACUGCCAGAGACCUGCAGCGCUUGCGCACACACAGGUUCUCAAUCAACGGCCACUUCUACAAUCACAAGACGUCUGUAUUUACACCGGCCUAUGGUUCGGUCACCAACGUACGAGUAAACAGCACCAUGACGACUGAACAGAUCCUGAACCUGCUGCUGCACAAGUUCAGGGUGGAGAAUAAAUCUGAAGAGUUUGUCCUUUAUAUGGUGCAUGAGUCUGGUGAGAGGACCUGUCUGAGGGAGGGUGAUUACCCUCUGGUGGCUCGGGUCCUUUAUGGACCCUGUGAGAAAAUCUCCAAGAUCUUCAUCAUGGAGGCUGACCUGGGAGAGGAAGUUACAUAUGAUGUUGCCCAGUACAUUAAGUUUGAGAUCCCUGUCUUAGACAGUUUUGUAGAGAAGCUUAAAGAGGAAGAGGAGCGUGAGAUAAACAAACUGACCAAAAAGUACACAGCUCUGAAAUCUGUGAUUCUACAUCAGCUUGAAGACAGAGCUCAUACCAGCGACAGAGCAUAGUGUGUUUGUGUGUGUGUGUGUGUGUGUGCGUGUGCGUGUGCACGCGUGUGUGUGUGUGUGUGCAUCAGGGAUGCUUCAGGAUUGUUGAUGUACAAUGGGAACAUUUACUGUUGUUUACUGUUGUAAAAGGGUAAAGGUUAAGGUUCAACAGAACCACAAACACCAAUGUGCUACUACUUUUUAGAAUGAUAUAAAUACAUAUCUCUCUGUUAAUGCUAUUAAUAGUAACGUUUCUCUGUUUGAUAAAUCUGCCUUGUUAACGUAUUCACAUUUUGUAUAAGAUCUCCUUUAGAAAUAUGAAUAUUUAUACAUAUUUUUUUGGUAAUGUUUUUUGCUGACUUAAACCUUUUUAUGUAAUAAAUCAGUUGUAAUGUGGCCUUCUGCUGCUGUAUCUCUGCUGACACCAAACAUAAAACCCAGCUCAGUCUUCCCACAAGUAAUCUUUAUUAUUUCCUGAACUUCCACAGUGGCUGGAGCUCAGAUUAGCAUUGUUCUUGUGACCCUCUGUGCCAGCCUGUUCCCAUGAGCUGUGCGUGCGGCCUGUACGUGCAUGUGUGUGGCUGAUUUAAACUGUGUUGAACUUGCCCUGGUGUGAGCCUCUUAAACAAGCCACCAGACUGUAAACAAGCAAUGUGCGACGGGGUGCUAAGCUGUCUAAUGCAGGCACAAGCACAGAGGAUCACAAUUAGGCUGAACUAAUGACAUCUACAACAAGAGAUGGUGUUGUUAUGGCAUUAGAAAUAUUGCAAAGGCUUGUAAAGGUACACAGGACACCGAAUACAGGGUCAGAUUAUCAUUGACCAUAUCUACAGUACAUGCCAAAAUGUGAUUUGCAGAUUAGCUUGCCUCAGUUUGAAAUGAGUGUUUCCCGAUACAGAGAGUACUGGUACACGGUCUGUUGGGAAAUGUCCCUGUUAUGGGGAAACACAUGUCAGGAACAGAAACUGCAGCUACACCAGCUACUGUUUGAUGCACACAUGUUACAGGAUAUUCACUGGACAUAUCCAAUUCCAACUGAAUUAAAUCUGUUUUUAUAAAAGGUUGAAACUCUCUAACGUUUUAUGGACUUGGUCUGCAAUAUACAAACACAUCAUCGGUCCAGGAUGACACAUUUUGGAAUCCAGCUACAUGAUGGGAAGACAGCAAGCAGCAAGCAUUUACACUUAAGAUAGAAGAAGAGCAAGUUUCAAAUACUAAUGAAAGGGUGGUCGACAUUCUUCAUCACUCGUCACACCUGUUUGGACAACUGCAUUGUUGGAAUGAAACAAAUAUAAUCUAAGAAUUGUUCCGAGCCCAGCGUCGUGGCUGCUUUUUCUCUGUGUGUAUGUGAAUGUGUGAUGGGUUAUAAGUGUGUAUGUUUGAUUGAAUGAUGUGUGUGUGAGUGUGUGAGUGUGUCUAUAGGUGCAUCCUGGGAGCUGACAGGAGGUUCCAGUAGGCCUGAUCAGCCUAGCCGCAGUGGAGUUCUGUUGAACCACUCACAGCAGACAUGUAUUACUUGUUUUGUUUUCAAUAAACCUUUAAAUUGG
Messenger RNA from Solea solea (common sole), 2577 nucleotides. It is a transcript of the gene rassf4a, whose product is annotated as Ras association domain family member 4a. The transcript is spliced from 11 exons. Lineage: Eukaryota; Metazoa; Chordata; Actinopteri; Pleuronectiformes; Soleidae. Bases 125 to 1051 code for a protein of 308 amino acids. Gene Ontology annotation, biological process: signal transduction. The record is from RefSeq and is a predicted model, not a curated record.